GAAUAGACUCUGAAGAUGGAUUUCAAAAAGUGGUUUUGCACGUCAAUGUUCAUCGUGUUCCAGAUUAUUAAUACAGCAACAGCUUACUUAGGAACAAUCAGUCUGAAUGAAGUAACGUGUCACAACGUACAGAACAUAUACCCAGUCUCAGGAGAUGUCGCCUUCAAUAUAGACUGGAGCGGAGAGAAAAUAACUAGAGACUGCAAAAUCAUUUUUCAACCAUCUCCAGAAAAUCAGAAAACUUGUAUUGAAGUGGUAUCUUACCAAAUAAGAAACUGUGAUGUUCAGCUGACAUACUCUACAUACAGCAAGGGGGAGAACUCUGAUACGGUUUCCUAUUCGUGUAAAGCUUCACCCACACAGUUCUGUGGUGACAGUAAAAAUGUGGCAGUACAGCUCACACUCAAAAAUCCCUCUAAUCUGAUCAAUAACAGCUUCCGUUUAAAGACAACAACCACAAAAUCUAGCACACUUUCUAAAUCUUCAACGAUGACAGCAGUUGGUGUUGGAAUUGGUGUUGCUGUCUUCAUGGUGAUCAUACUGUUUCUUGUAUAUCGCAGACGACACGCCAUUGCACUUGCCAUUAGAAGCAGAACAGCAGGAACACGACAUUUGAUGACAUCAGAUGCAGACGAUUCCCACGUGUGACAUUUUAUUCAGGAAUCUACGCUUCUACGACAAUUGCAGCGGAGUAAGACGUCAUCAGAGACAGGGCAUCAAGAUAGGUCAAACCUUGGAAUGUCGCAGCAAAAUUUCCAAUGCCUAAUUAAAUAUCUUGUUG
Molecule: messenger RNA, 781 nt
Organism: Saccostrea echinata
Lineage: Eukaryota; Metazoa; Mollusca; Bivalvia; Ostreida; Ostreidae
Exons: 5
Coding region: 16-648 (210 amino acids)
Source: RefSeq, a predicted model, not a curated record